AACCACGCCUAUGACUACCACUCCAACCACUUCAAUACCCAGUAGCACUAUAAGUAUCACCUCCCCUACAACCACCCUAACCACUAGUACACAACCUCCUUCAACCUCAAUGACGACACCAAUAAAGAGCACCAGUGCUUCAACACAUGAAAUACCAUCAAGCCACAGGACCCCAUCAGUUUCAUCCACGUCUCCCUCUUCUACUACGAGGACCACAGAAUCAACUCAUAGUGCAACCACUCCAAUGCCAAAAAACCACAACAGAAACCUCUCCUAUUACUCUGCCAACCUCUACCUCCACAAAAUCGACACCAAGUAGUACACCCAUCCCGACAACCAUGACCUCCACCCAA
This is a messenger RNA of Pantherophis guttatus, 353 nucleotides long. Lineage: Eukaryota; Metazoa; Chordata; Lepidosauria; Squamata; Colubridae. The record is from RefSeq and is a predicted model, not a curated record.